UCCAGCCAUAAUCAAAAACCGUUUUCACUAGCUGUCCUCUUUCUUUUUUAAGAUUAGGCCUACUUAUUCCAUGGAAUAGCAAGAGCACAGAGACUGUUUUCAUUAACCCAGUUUUAUAGUUGCUCUGUCACCGCUUCGGCUCGAAACAACACGGGAUAUCUUGUUAGAGUACACGGUUUUCGUUAACAGGGUUGGAUAGUGGGUAUAGGAAACACUAACAUUGUAGAAGCGGAAUUGCUAUGACUGGAUCCAGGUGGAUUUUGGCUGGAUGCUGAUGUGUUGUAAUUUGUGCGACUGUUUUCUGAGCUAAACUCUGUUCAGUGCGAUCAUUUAUUCACGCGUAAUUUGUAAUAUUACGCAUUCAUCAGCCACCGGCACUUUACAGAUUUGUAUGCUUUAUGCAUCUAAAUUACAGAUGACAAUGUUGCAAUAAUUUAGUAUUUAUAUAUAUAUGUGCCUUUACUUGUCGACACCCGCGAGCAGCGCCCUGGGGUUACAACGGAACGCAAAGUUUUGGAAACAUUCACGGAAAGCUAUGGCAAUGGUAACGUGGAGAAAUGGCGAGGAAGAUGUCACCGGCGAAUCUCAAGGCGGAAUCUCUUCUCCAGUCGCUCAAGUUGGACCGUUAUCCCUCUCUACCGACCUAACAGGUCACCUCAACCCGACAGCCUCCUUGGAUGUCCCCACAACACCCCAGACACCCCAAGGUGCUCCUUCAAGUAAUACAUCUCAGUCUAUUAACAGCCAAACGUCGACUAACUCGAUGGACAAACAACAACCGCAGCAAAUCGAGUGCGUAGUGUGCGGGGAUAAAUCCAGCGGGAAGCACUACGGCCAGUUCACAUGUGAGGGAUGUAAGAGCUUCUUCAAACGUAGCGUUAGACGGAACCUCAGCUACACCUGCCGUGCGAGCAGGAACUGUCCUAUUGAUCAACACCACAGGAAUCAAUGCCAGUACUGCCGCCUCAAGAAAUGUCUCAAAGUGGGCAUGCGGAGAGAAGCCGUUCAGAGAGGGAGGAUGCUCCCCACGCAACCGUACCACGGCCAGUUCUCCCUAACCAACGGAGAUCCCCUCCAAUGUCACUCCUAUCUAUCUGGAUACAUCUCCCUUCUUCUCCGAGCCGAACCCUACCCCACAUCCAGAUACGGCACUCAGUGUAUGCAGUCCAACAACCUCAUGGGGAUAGAGAACAUCUGCGAGUUGGCCGCCAGGAUGCUGUUCUCGGCGGUGGAGUGGGCCCGGAACAUCCCCUUCUUCCCGGAUCUCCAGGUCACUGACCAGGUGGCCCUGCUCCGGCUCACGUGGAGCGAACUGUUCGUACUAAACGCGGCCCAGUGCUCCAUGCCGGUGCAUGUAGCUCCUCUCCUGGCUGCGGCAGGGCUGCAUGCCUCCCCAAUGUCCGCGGAGAGAGUCGUGGCCUUCAUGGAUCACAUCAGGAUUUUCCAGGAGCAGGUGGAGAAGCUGAAAGUUCUGCAUGUCGACUCUGCCGAGUACAGCUGCAUAAAGGCUAUAGUUCUCUUUACUUCAGAUGCGUGCGGUCUGUCAGAUGUCGCUCACGUAGACGGUCUUCAAGAGAAGUCCCAGUGCGCUCUGGAAGAAUACGUGAGGAGCCAGUAUCCUAACCAACCUACUCGUUUUGGGAAGCUAUUACUCCGUCUGCCCUCUCUACGAACCGUCUCCUCGUCGGUUAUAGAACAGUUAUUUUUCGUCCGUUUGGUUGGAAAAACCCCAAUAGAAACUCUCAUCAGGGAUAUGUUGCUUUCCGGAAGCAGUUUUAAUUGGCCUUACAUGUCGAUGCAGUAAAAAAGAAACACUCCAGGAACGGAAUCAUAGAACUAGAAUUAUUCUGUCAAUGGAACCUGAACAGACCGCCAUGAAAAAGCACGAGGAGACGCGGGAAUGAAAUGGCGGGGAUCCUCCUCACAACUUGUGAUUUUGGGAACAACAUAUAGUAGACUAUUUAUUGGACCCUGUAUGUAUAUUUAUCGUGCUUGUUAAUGAUGUUUGAGAAACUUGUUUUCAGAUACAUUUAAGAAAAUAAAAAACUGUUUUGAUUUAACCUGGAUAGUGAAGGAUAUACCCGAGAAUUGUUUUAGUUGUUUUCCUAUGUUGUCUGGUGUCCAUACAUAUUUUUUGUCUUAUAUGCACCAAACAUGGCACUAAAAUCAUUAGGCCUAGUUACUUUCAAUAUGUCAAUAGAUAAAUUAUAGCCUACCAUAUUGCCAAUUCUUGCCAGCCUGCCACUACCCACUGACAGAGAACCGUAUUUAUUUCAUCUUUAAAUAUAAGAUAUUUGGUCACUUUCACUUGGUGGUUGCCUGAGUUUUUACAUCGUUAUUACUACCCUAAUAAUAUCACACAUUUCACAUCACUCCCCAGUAAGAUAUACUUUCGGGAUUCUACAUUGAAUCAUAUAUGUUACGUCAUCCGUCAGAGAGAUUCAAUGAGCAGGGUGGUUGGGAAUGACUUGAUAAGUGAGUAAAAUACGUCACUGCAGGGUAUUGCUGCGAAUACGGCAGCUGAUGUGCUUGCUCACGUCCGUGCGCGUGUGCGCGCGUUUUAUUGAUAAUAAUUAUGAUUUAAGUUUGUUGAUUUUGAAAAACCACACUGAUGUGAUUUACUGUGAAAAGUGUUGCGUUAAAUUAUGAACAAUGAUUUAUAAAUAAAAGGUAUUUCUCAUUUA
Molecule: messenger RNA, 2684 nt
Organism: Esox lucius (northern pike)
Lineage: Eukaryota; Metazoa; Chordata; Actinopteri; Esociformes; Esocidae
Product: COUP transcription factor 2
Exons: 3
Coding region: 452-1804 (450 amino acids)
Biological process (GO): regulation of transcription by RNA polymerase II; cell differentiation; anatomical structure development
Molecular function (GO): RNA polymerase II cis-regulatory region sequence-specific DNA binding; nuclear receptor activity; zinc ion binding
Source: RefSeq, a predicted model, not a curated record